CAUUAGUAACAAUAGAAGCUCUCAGGUAUACGUUUGGUCCAGCGGGUGGACGAUAGUUGCUUUAAUUUUUACAAAGCAACUAAGCAACACCAAUAUUGUUACUUGAGUACAUUCACACACACACCAUAAAAUACAAAAAAAAAAUUCACACACAUCUGCAUACAGACGAAAAAAGCAAAUUGCACGUUCGUUAACAAAUAAACAUAUUUAUAUAUGUAUACGUACGUAUGUUUCAAUACGCGUUCGCCCAAAAUUUAUUUGUGUGUAAUAUCGUACCCAAAUCUACAGCUAAAGAAAAACUAAGGAAAAUUAAUAAAUAAUCUGACGAAAUUCCUAACCACUUGUUCGGCAAAAAGUUUUUUAGAAAGUGUGAAAUCGGGCAGACUUUUUUAAUAUGAUUAAAAGGAAAAGUUAAAUUAAUGAUAAUAUUAAAAAUAACUGGAGAUAAUGUCGCACAGUGUGAAAGGCAAAAAAUUACAAAACAAUAUGAGAAGAGUGAAAUGUUUAUCAAGUUUGUCAGCUUAAGGCCAACUAUACAAGAACAACAUUGCUUGGUCAUUAUCUUUGAAAAUUAGUGAGAAAAAAUACAUACCAUUGCUAUUUUAAGAUUGUGGAAAACAGGAAAUAUAAUAUUAGGGACUAAUUUAUCUACUCCAAUUAAUUCUAAAUAUUCAGAACCAAGUAAACAUUGGAAGGUGGAAGUUGACAUCUGUGGGGCGAUACUGCUCACCCGAUAUUAUAUUCUACCCGAUACCCUGAAUAGCCCGGCAUAAAUUAACAUUGCUAUAACAUUGGCGUCAUAAUUUUCUCCACGUGGCACCAUCGCUGUCAGUGGGAACCAUGGAGGAUGAUCAGCAGUUUUGUCUCCGAUGGAAUAACCACCAGAGUACGCUGAUUAGUGUGUUUGACACAUUAUUAGAGAACCAAACUCUCGUCGACUGUACAUUAGCUGCGGAAGGGCAAUUCCUAAAAGCUCAUAAAGUGGUACUGUCUGCAUGCAGUCCAUUUUUUGCUGAUUUGCUUCAACAGCAGUAUGAUAAACAUCCGAUAUUCAUAUUGAAAGAUGUGAAAUACCAAGAAUUGCGUGCCAUGAUGGACUACAUGUACCGUGGAGAAGUGAAUAUUUCACAGGAUCAAUUGGCUGCAUUGUUAAAAACGGCGGAGUCGCUGCAAAUAAAAGGCCUGUCAGACAAUCGCAGUGGUAGCACGCCGAAAACAGAACAACAUCGUGGUUUAAAUGUACAUGGAAGUGGCAGUGGCGGUAAACUGAGCGUAUAUACACUCGAGCAGACGCAACCUAAACGUCCUCGCGUUGGGCCGUCUCCUAUGGAGACUACAGAUAUAUCAGGCUCUCGGGAGGGUUCUUCUAGUCCAUCUAGACGUCGAAAGAAAGCUAGACGCAAGAGUGCCGAAAAUGCUAUGUCUGCAGACGUUCAUGACAAUUCCAACUCAUCUCAAAUUAACCAAUCGUCACUUCAGCCACAUCAACAACAACCACAAGCCAAUGCAAGUCUAACUGGGGUUGGAGCCAUAACGGCAGCCACGUCUUCACUUCCAGUCUCAGCAUCCGCAUUAUCGACCGGUACAAGUGGUGUUUUAGCAGCAACUGGUUCAAUAGUUAGCACACAAGGAACUACUCAGCAAAUGACCACAAACAUUACCAAAAAGACUGAAAGCGUUAAAGGAGCAAGCGAUGCCAUGCAUACAGAAAAUAUACAGGCUGUGGGUGUGGUUGGUACCGGGGACGAACAAAACGUAGAGCAUGUUAAGGGUGAAAAAUCUAAUCAUAAACAAAAGCCGUCGACAGCCGGAGUUACUGGUAAAGAAACUGCCGAUUUGGUAAUCGAACCGAAAAGUGAAUAUGAAGAAGAAGGCAAUGAGGAAACUGUUGAAGAUCUGACUCUAGACGACGAGGAAAUGGGUAUAGAGGAUUUAGAUCAUAAUGCCGGUACAAGCCAAGCCGGCGAAGGAUCUAGUCAAGGGUAUGCACCGUGGCAACAUGACAGAUCUCAGGACGAGUUAUUAUUGGCGCCACAAGAGACACAGCAACGGGAUCCACAAGAUUUGAGCCGAAAACUGUCCCAGUUGCACAAGGAAAACACCUCGCCACAGGGAGUUAUAAUACAAAAGACAUGCCAGCGAUCUAUUCUCAAUACACACGCCGUCAAGCGGCUGAACACUCGCAACGCUUCAACGCCAAUAACAGCACCACCAGAAUCUUCGUCUGUGUUGGCGUCAGUUCUGGUGCCACAUCCGCGCACCGACCUAACCUCAAAGCGGAGUGUAAAUCGCAAAAACAUGUCCAUGUCGGAUGUUUCCGAUAUGCUUAUUCAGUUACGUAAAGCUAAUGUAGCAAAUGCACCAAAGAAUCAACAGGCAGUUGCCAGUAAGAAUAGACAAACUUCUCCGUCUCCUGCUGAGAGUUAUGAGUCAAGCAUCGCGGCCAUUGCUACCAAAUGCGUCGCUACAGUUACUGAGUCAAAAAACUUGCGAAGUGAUGAAAUGGUGGCAAUCCCAAUAGAACAGGAAAGGCCGACUAUUGCACCUAAGUCAAUUGGCGAGGGUGCAACUGCCGCCGAAAAUGCAUCAUUUCAUCAACCCACUGAAUAUACAAGCGUAAAUAAAAGUACUGACGCGGGCAAGAGUUUGAUGGACAAUAUCAAAGCAUUACCAACACUUAGGUCGAUCCCUACACCUGUAGUGGUUGCACCAAACUCCUCACAAAUUGACGUUAAACCACUUAUACAUCCCUCAACUGGUUUAGUAAUUCCUACAAGGCCCAGCCCAGAUAUCAGUAUAGGUUCUUCAGUAAUUAAGGAGGUUGCUAAGAUUGUCAAUGCCCCUGUUCCGUCUUUAAUAUCAUUGAGUACGGCUAUUGACAAUACAAAGCUUAUUCCUGGCCAAAAUAAUAUCGCUACUGCAGGUGUAAUUUCAUCCAAUGUCGAUGUCUUGCCGCACGCGGCAGCCAUUGCCGCGGCCUUCUUACGCGAUGGAUACAAUAAUUUUCAACAACAACUACGCACACAAGAAUUAUUAAAGGUAAAGGAACAUUCAGACAACGAUAGCGUCAAUGCAAGCGACAUCAAUACGGCAGCAAACACUUAUUCGUCAAAACUACUGGAAAACUUUUUGCGGCAACGACGCUUUAAAUCCGAAAGUGCACUAGAUAAUACCGCUGAUGUGGAUGCAACCGAUGGUGAUGACGAAGAUAACGGUUUCGAUGAUAUACAUUUAGUUGAAAACUCAAAAGCCAAUUACAAUUGUUCCGCAUCAAACAUUUUUAAUCCCAAUGGCGCAUCUUCCUCCUCGCCGAGAAUGAUUGCAUCGAAUACGGAUUACAUGUCCGACGACUCGCAAAAAUUCUUAUUUGCAGCACAAGCACAAGCUUUACGCAAUUUAGAGUAUUCACUUAGUGACGCAAGUCACAACUCUUUUGGGAUGCUAGCCAAUGAUACCAAUAGUCCAAGUAAUGCCAAUGAAGGCCCAGAGGCUAUUUACGAGUGCCGCCAUUGCAGUAAAAAAUACCGCUGGAAGUCUACACUUCGUCGCCAUGAGAAUGUCGAGUGUGGCGGCAAGGAACCCUCACAUCAAUGCCCAUAUUGCCCUUAUAAGUCGAAACAGCGUGGCAAUUUGGGUGUACACGUUCGAAAGCAUCAUUCAGACAUGCCGCAAUUGGCUAGUAAACGACGCUCGAAAUACUCAAAUAAAAUAGAUUGUAGCAAUAACAGUGCAAAUGCUUCCGAUGACUCUUCCAGUAAAUUAGUAAUUGAUUGCUCCAAAUAAUUGACACAACUGGCUUAUCAGUCUAGUUCGAAAUUACUUACAAACGAGAUUAAAUACAUACUUGCAAACGCGUUUUCGUAGCAAUUUGUUUAAAUUUUACUUCUGAAUACGUAUAAUGCAUUUUUAAUCAAGUAUAUUUUUUUUCUAUAUAAUUAUAACCCUUUACAUUUAAAUCGACUGAACUGAUAUUAUAUACAUACUUACACACAUAUAUAUUGUAUUUAUAAUUACAUUAUCAUAUGCAAUGAGAACCAAUUCGACUCUAAAUGAGGUUUAUGUCUUUAGACGUUAUCCUUUUUAUGUUGCUGCGAACUUAGUGGAAGGGUUUUAGUUUGGCCGUAAUUAUAUGCCGAUAAUAACUCUGUGCCUUUACUUUAAGUUUUCUUUACGUCCAUAUCAAAAUAAUAUUCACAUUGCCAACAUAAUAGAUAUUAAGAAAAAUUACCGUUAAGAAAAGAUCACAAAAAAUUGAAUUUGCAUUUGAAAAGUCAUAAUGGGUAUAGAAUCCAUCAAAUGAUUUAUGAGAUGAUUACUGAAUAGGCUGAAGCGUUAUUCUCGGUUGAAAAUAAUAUAUGUAGUAGCAUAAUUAAUUAAUUUUAAGGACAUAACGUCAAGAUAUUGUGUAAAGACUGGUUAAUUUACUGUUGUAGUUUUUUAUUACCAAGUGGGAAAAAUUUAAUUGAGUUGAUUAUUAUCUUGUUUAUGUUAAAGCCCACGGCACAGAGUAGUCACUGUGCUUUAAAAAACAAUCACACAGAGAGUGAACACACAAAUGGCUCACUGUAGCUGGAAAACCAAAACAAAGUUAAAUUUACUUAAAUAAUUACAAUUCAAUAUGAAUAAAGAAAAUACUUUUCCGGUCGACUCUAUAUUUGGAUCUGGCUUCUGAAUGCCAAAUUUACGUUACUAAUAGAGGAAAUUAUUAUUUUUUUAUCAAAGUUUACUUUUAGAAACCAGAGAAAUUUUUUUGGUUUCAGACUGUACUUGUAAAAUAGAACACACAAAUUUAUAUAUUUGUAUUAAAGUGUAACCAAAAUGUAUUUCACAAAGUGUGAUAGAAUUUGACAGUGCUCUCAUAAGAAAUAUACUAUAAUGUCAAAUUAAAAAAAAAAAUGUUAAUCCCUAUCAAGAGAGCCGCACUGAUUUGUCAAUUAUAUUUUGGAUAUAACAGGCAACAAACGAACACCAUGCAGGUUUUAUGCUACAUACGAAGAGUGAAGUAAAUUUAUUUAAAAUAUUUAAUAUAGUAGUAACCAAAGCCGAACACUUCCAAUGAUCGGGAAAGCAAUCUCAAUCAAAAAUAAAGAUAAGAAAAACUGUGUAUCAUAAGUGUAAUUUUUGAAAUUUUUUCUAAAGAAAGGCUGAGUGAGAGCACGUAUUAGACAAUAUUUGUAUUUGAUGUUUAUUUUAUAUAAAUUUGAAGAUUGCCGAUUUAGGCUUCAGCGACGAUAAAUUUAAGAUUUAAAUUCCAAAUUAUAUGUAUUAGAAAUAUAUGUACAUAUGUGCUUAUGCACUAUGGACGUAUGCAAUACAAUCAUUUAAUCAUGAGUGAUCUCUAAGAAAAAUUUUGACUGAGUUUAUUAUUUGUAAUCAACAAAGACUGAAAGAGCCUCUAUACGGCACAAAAAAUCGUACAUUUAAAUAUGAAUAUAAACACAUACACACAAACAUAUAUUUUAUUGUAUCCACGAAAAGUUUAACAUAUACAUUUAUGUAAGCGCUAUGUAUUAUGUGAGAAAAAUCAUCACAUAAGUUUUUUAAAAAAAAUAUGAUCAAAAAUGUAACCAAAUAUGUAAAGGUCGUUUAGUUAAUAUACCGCAAAUAAAUAUAUGCAUGCUUAAACCACAAACGCAUUCUUAUGUAGAUA
Messenger RNA from Anastrepha ludens (Mexican fruit fly), 5650 nucleotides. Its product is annotated as longitudinals lacking protein, isoforms F/I/K/T. The transcript has 6 exons. Lineage: Eukaryota; Metazoa; Arthropoda; Insecta; Diptera; Tephritidae. Gene Ontology annotation, cellular component: nucleus. Gene Ontology annotation, molecular function: protein binding. The coding region runs from base 841 to 3783 and encodes 980 amino acids. The record is from RefSeq and is a predicted model, not a curated record. Gene Ontology annotation, biological process: regulation of transcription by RNA polymerase II.